GAACUCAUGAAAAACCUGGAAGUGCCCGACAAAGGCUACGCGUGGGUGAUCGUAUUUUGCGCCGCCGUCAUCAACACGAUCGUGUCGGGCCUGUCGAGAAUGGUCGGCCUGCUCUAUGUCGCGAUCUUGGAGGAAUACGCAGUGCCGCGCAGAGAAGCAUCUUUGCCUUUCACAGUCAGAAAUGCCAUCCGUCAUCUAACAGGACCCUUGGUAGGGGUGCUAGGACAGAAAUACGGCAUCCGAUCUGUCACGUUUGUCGGAGGCCUCAUUGCAGCGGCCGGUUCCAUCUUCAGCGCCUUCGCUCCCAGCGUCACGUGGAUUGUAAUCCUCUGGGGAGGAAUACACGGUAUUGGUUUCUCCAUGAGCAACACCCUAUUUCAAGUAGUAGUGAACCAAUACUUCGAGCAUCACCGUGCCACUGCUUCGGGUAUUGUUUUAUCCGGGGCAUGCCUGGGAAGCCUGUUCUAUCCCUUCAUGAUUGGAGCCAUGCUGGACGCAUACGGGCUUUUCGGUUGCUUCUUGCUGCUAGGAGGGCUUUUCCUCAACAUCUUGCCACCAUCACUCGGGCUUAAGCCUCCGAUCUGGGUACGAGACCCUGAAGGCUACGCGCGGAAAAGAGCAAACGGUUCUGCUGCAGUGAGAAUGAGAAUUGUAAAACAUGCGUCUGCGCAGCUAAUUCCUCUUCAGUGUCUUUCUACAGACCAUUUAUGA
Molecule: messenger RNA, 711 nt
Organism: Uloborus diversus
Lineage: Eukaryota; Metazoa; Arthropoda; Arachnida; Araneae; Uloboridae
Product: monocarboxylate transporter 9-like
Exons: 4
Coding region: 7-711 (234 amino acids)
Biological process (GO): transmembrane transport
Molecular function (GO): monocarboxylic acid transmembrane transporter activity
Source: RefSeq, a predicted model, not a curated record